Aplysia californica (California sea hare) is the source of this 548-nucleotide messenger RNA. RefSeq lists its product as uncharacterized. The transcript has 6 exons. NCBI's taxonomy places the organism in Eukaryota, Metazoa, Mollusca, Gastropoda, Aplysiida, Aplysiidae. The record is from RefSeq and is a predicted model, not a curated record. Bases 21 to 548 code for a protein of 175 amino acids.
CGUCUUCCAUUUUUCCCCAGAUGGUCCGUGCCAUGUACCGUGGUGGUGGUGGUGGAGGCUGGGGAGGCCCCACCGUGGUGUCACGCCGUGGUGCAGAAGGGCCGGAUGUGUCGUCACUCGUCAGCUCUAUCCAAGCGUUGCUGGAGAAAGCCAAGAACGGAAUAGAUGUUGGUGAAUUGGUUGCCGAUGCUGAUAAGAUUGGAGAAAUGGCUGGAGCCAUUGAAGACGGAACAGAUCAAGAAGUGGACCCCGAAAAAGUAAGACAGAUUAUUGAUGACGUGGCAAACACGUUCAACGGAGCUACUUCUGUCUCAGCGCUCUUUGACAACCCGAUGGACUUUGAUGCCAGCAAGAUGGACUCUGCUCUUCAUCUUCUGGAUGGCCUAGCGGCCAAGGCUCAAGAGAUACAAGAGGAUUUUGUCUUGAUCUUUGGGGCUCCACAAGCAGAUGAGAAACGUGAGGAAUCGAGAAAGAGAGUAUUUCAGCCUCUUCAGCCAAUUCUGAAAGUCACAGCGAUAGUCAGCGUCUGGCAUGUUUCGCAGAUCUGA